Lactuca sativa (garden lettuce) is the source of this 1426-nucleotide messenger RNA. RefSeq lists its product as uncharacterized. Gene Ontology annotation, cellular component: membrane; clathrin vesicle coat. Gene Ontology annotation, biological process: endocytosis. NCBI's taxonomy places the organism in Eukaryota, Viridiplantae, Streptophyta, Magnoliopsida, Asterales, Asteraceae. The record is from RefSeq and is a predicted model, not a curated record.
AGUAAUUAGUACAUACGGUGGUGCCGCUGCCUGCCGGGUAUUCUUAUCUAAUGAAGAAAAAAAUCAGACGCAGCCGCAGUUGACAUUUCAAACUCACGUCUCUCGCACUCCCACUCGCACUGAUUAUAAUAUUCUAUCUUCCUUUCUCGAUCUUCGAUUCUUCAAUCUUACGUCGUUGUAGAUAUACUUCCAAAAUCAAUCCCGAUCACUCUGUUCUUUUUGAACUUUUCAUCACUUUAACCUCAAGAAAUCUACAUCGCUUUUACUCGAUUUUAAUAUCUCACAUUGUCGAUCGCAGCAGCAGAACAACAACACCACCAAUCAGCGAUGUCGUUCGAGUUAGAAGAAGAAGAGUCCUUCGAGCACACGUUACUAGUGGUUCGAGAAGUGUCUGUUUUCAAAAUCCCGCCGCGUUCAACUAGCGGCGGUUACAAAUGCGGAGAGUGGCUUCAGUCGGACAAGAUCUGGUCUGGCAGGCUUCGUGUUGUUUCCUGUAAGGACCGGUGUGAGAUCCGAUUGGAAGAUCCGAAUUCCGGAGAUUUGUUUGCUGCUUGUUUUGUUUAUCCUGGCCAGAGGGAGAGCGCCGUGGAGUCGGUGCUCGAUUCGUCGAGGUAUUUUGUUUUGAAAAUCGAGGAUGGCACGGGGAAACACGCGUUUAUAGGUUUAGGGUUUACAGAGAGGAACGAGGCGUUUGAUUUUAAUGUGGCGUUGUCGGAUCAUGAGAAGUAUGUGAAGAGAGAGAUUGAGAAGGAUGCCGAUGAAGCCAGCGACGAGAGUCAUAUCAAUAUCCAUCCUGCUGUAAAUCACAGAUUGAAGGAGGGUGAAACAAUUCGGAUCACUGUAAAAAACAAACCUGCAAGUGGAGCUGGGAUGCUUUCAUCUGCAGGGUUAUCUGAAAAGAUUAAGCCACUUAGCCUUGCUCCUCCGCCUGAGAAGGUUAAGUCUAAGCCUCUAAGCCUUGCUCCUCCACCAGUUGCCUCCGGGAAAAUUAGAUCUCCUAUCCCACCCCCACCCAAUGAUCCUGCUGCUGUUCGGAUGACUUCUACAACUCAUAAUGUUGCUGCAAGGAAUUCUACAGAUGCUUUCACAGAUUUCUCUCAGCUCGAGAGGAAUCUUCCUUCAAGCGGUGGAUCUGGAUCAACAACUCAAAGCAAAAGCAAAAGCAGUGCAGCUGGAUGGGCAGCAUUUUGAUUGUAUCAGAUGAGGUGUAAUACUUGGAUGAUAUCUUUUCUUCUGUUAUGUUAAUGUUGCGGAAAGCAAGCAGAAUAGAUGACAUGAUACAACAGAAGGUAACAAUCAAUAUACAAUGACAGUCCAUUAUGGGAAAUAAUUGUAAUUGUCUGGAAUAUAUAUUCGUGACCUUGUAUUUCAUAAUUAUAUGUUACAAUUAUCUGCCAACAUAAGUCCAAUUUCACUCUGACGUUAA